Molecule: messenger RNA, 1038 nt
Organism: Chroicocephalus ridibundus (black-headed gull)
Lineage: Eukaryota; Metazoa; Chordata; Aves; Charadriiformes; Laridae
Product: receptor-transporting protein 3-like
Exons: 2
Coding region: 94-789 (231 amino acids)
Biological process (GO): protein targeting to membrane; protein insertion into membrane
Molecular function (GO): olfactory receptor binding
Source: RefSeq, a predicted model, not a curated record
GAAAAGUUAGGGGAAAAGACAGUUGCACACAUACAUCGGCACUCGGAAGCUGCAAACUUGGUCACUGCCUCUUCCCCAGCCCCAGGUGGGACCAUGAGGACUUGGCAGGACAUUUUUGCAGAGAAGAUUGCAGAUGUGCACUUGAAAGAACCAUGGAUGCUUCAGGAAGAUGAUACCCUGCAGGUGCAUGUCCUCGAGCCUGGGUGGAAGGAAUUUGUGCAGCGCCGUGCUCUUGGGAGGUUUCGGUGCUCCCAGUGCUUUCAGGAGUGGUCUUCAGCCAAAGUGCACAUCCUGUUCCACAUGUGCCGGGGCCUGGGCCAGGGCACGGUACGGAUGCGAACCUUUCGCCAGGCGUGCAGGCGGUGCCCCGACCCCCGGCUGGAGGAGGCCGAAUUCAACCAGGAGACCGUGGAGAGGCUCCUGCACAACCUGGUGCUGAAGAUCCUCCAGUAUUUCUACCACCUGCCAGUCCAGCCCUCUGACCUCCUGGAAGUCGUGGUGGAUGCGCUGGUGGCGGGGCCACACAACAGCACUCGCUGCGAGGGCUGCCAGCUCGGCAUUUGCAGCAAGUCGAGGCCGGCCCCAGCGUCGGAUGCCUGGAAGCCCUUGAUGGCCAAGGCCCAUCACACCCCGAAACACCAGGGCAGGAGGCCCCAUGCAACCCCAACCGACCACCCCUCGCCCUCCAAUUGCAACUUCCCCUGGAAACGCUGCUGCUGCAUCGGCAUCCUUUUGCUCUGUGUUUUGGCAGUGCUCCUCUUCAUCCUGCUUUAUUUCACCAAGAAGUAGUGGGAGCUAUGGCUCGCAAAGAGGAACAGGAGGGAUGGCCUGGAGGGCUGAUGGAGUGCUUCUAAAGUUGGGCGCCCAAGGUCAGCCCUCCCUUGUGGUGUGGCGAGGCUUCCCCGGAUCCGAGGGGACAGGGACACACUGGGGUGCUUCAGCUGGGCAACUCGUCCCACAGCCUCGGGGAGCCUGGGGGGUCUGAUGGUUUCUUAUGGGACAUAUUCAGCGUGAGGAAGACCCUCAGCUGCCCCAUGU